GCCCGGAUAUGGGUGACAUGUUUACAAGAUGAAGCACAGACAGUGACGGCGGCGAGUGGAAGAGCCCUUUUGCACUUGAUCAAGAAGAAAAGUACAGCACUGAGGCAAAUCAAGAUUACAGCUGCUGCUGUGAACACCCAAAAUAACCUCAAUGUUUCCCAUGAUAACAAUUUUGAGCAUGUUUUACUACAUUUGCCUUCGGCGUAGAGCCAGAUCUGGUACAAGAGGAGAAGCAAUGAACAGUCGUCGAGCUAUUGAAUCAAACAACCGCUCUUUGCCUCUCAGGGUUGAAGUAGUGCAGCAUGCCAAAGAGGUGGUGGAUUUUAGCUCUCAGUACGGCAGUGAGAACAGCUUGUCCUAUACCAUGUGGAACUUGUCCGGGCUGCCCAACGUCUACCCGAGUUCUGGAGACUUCACACAGACUGCUGUGUUUCGGACGUAUGGAAAGUGGUGGGAAAAGUGCCCAAGUUCGCCUGGGCCAUUCAGAAGGAACCCUGAAAGUUUUCAGAGCCAAGAAUACGUUGAGCUGGCAUUUGAGGAAGCUGUUUACCCCACAGCUGUUGAUGUUUUGGAGACAUACCACCCUGGGGCUGUUGUUAGGAUCCUGGCUUGUUCAGCAAAUCCAUAUUCCCAGACUCCUGCAUCAGAAAUUAGGUGGGAGACUCUGUGGUCAGGGGAUCCUGUAAAAGUGAAUGUUUCACAGGCUCGCCAAUUUACACCAUGCAUUAAACAAAUUAACUUCCGUACAAACUUGAUUCGCUUGGAACUGAACAGUUCUCUCCUGGACUACUAUGCUGAACUGGAUGCUGUUGUAUUACACGGUGUUAAGGACAAGCCCUUGCUUCCUCUACGCAAGCCAUCUAUGUUAGAUCUGGAAGUCGACGAUGACCAAGAUUUAGAGCUCUUGAAUGGACAGUUCAGUGAGAUAAGCCUGGCUGAAUGCACCAAGAAUGGUUACUUCGAUAAUUUACCUUAUGAGCUAAUCCAGUUGAUUCUCAGUCACUUGACAGUGCCAGAUCUUUGCAAGUUGUCUCAGUGUUGCAAGUCAUUGUACCAGCAUUGCUACGAUCCCCUUCAGUAUGUCCAGCUGAGUUUACAGCCUUACUGGGCAGCGAUAAACGACAAUUCUCUGGAGCACUUAACGUCUCGCUGUGCCCUCCUGCAGCGAUUAAAUCUGUCUUGGACUGGGAGUAGGGGAUUCAUCUCUCAGCAAGGAUUUAACAGAUUCAUGCAAGUGUGCGGAUCUGAGCUGGUGCGUCUGGAGCUGGCCUGCUGCCACUUCCUAAAUGAAACUUGCCUCGAGGUUAUCGCUCAGAUGUGCCCAAACCUCCAGGAGCUGAACCUUUCAUCCUGUGAUAAACUAAACGCUCAGGCUUUCUGCCAUAUUGCUAAGAUCUCAGGUCUCCGGCGUCUGGUCCUUUACCGCACAAAAAUUGAGCAAACAGCACUCCUCAGCAUUCUGAACUUCUGCACGGAACUUCAGCACCUCUGCCUCGGCAGCUGUGUCAUGAUUGAAGACUAUGACCUUGUGGUUGGUGUAAUUGGCGCCAAGUGUAAAAAGCUGCGAUCCCUAGACCUCUGGAGAAGUAAAAAUAUCACAGAAAAUGGCAUUGCCGAGUUAGUAACAGGCUGCCGGCUUUUGGAAGAACUGGAUCUUGGAUGGUGCUCCACGUUACAGAGCAGUAGCAGCUGCUUCGUGAGGCUCGCUCGGAACCUUCCCAAUCUGCGUAAGAUCUUCUUGACGGCCAAUCGGUCAGUUUGUGACACAGACAUCGAGGAGCUGGCUGCAAACUGCCCUCUGCUCUACCACGUGGAUAUAUUAGGAACACGAAUGGUGAGCCCUGGAGCUUUACGAAAGCUGCUUCAGUCGUGCAAGGAACUCCAUCUGCUAGAUAUUUCUUUCUGUUCUCAGAUUGAUACUCGAGUGGUCCAGGAAUUCAAUGCCAACUUUCCGAAAGUGUCAAUUAAAAAGAGUUAUACCCAGUGAUCCACCUUACUGCUUCCCAUUCCUUGGCCUUUAAAAUAAAAGUGAAUCGGCCAUAGUUAACUCGAUGCACUGGUUUCAUAUUUUAGGGUCAGAAAAUGAAACUUAAUUUAUUUACCAUUUGGCAUCAUUCAACCUCAGUUCCUGAUCCUGGGGCACCACUGAAAGGUGCAGUUGUUUCCGUUAUGCAGACUAGGUUGUGGCUGUAAGAAUUAAUUUAUUGACAAUAAUAAUGAUAGUAAUAAUAAUCCUUGCAUUUGAUAU
Molecule: messenger RNA, 2248 nt
Organism: Callorhinchus milii (elephant shark)
Lineage: Eukaryota; Metazoa; Chordata; Chondrichthyes; Chimaeriformes; Callorhinchidae
Gene: fbxl4
Product: F-box and leucine-rich repeat protein 4
Exons: 8
Coding region: 152-1987 (611 amino acids)
Biological process (GO): SCF-dependent proteasomal ubiquitin-dependent protein catabolic process
Cellular component (GO): SCF ubiquitin ligase complex
Molecular function (GO): protein binding
Source: RefSeq, a predicted model, not a curated record